UCCUCAUCUGGACUAGCCUUGUAGUCCAUCCGUAGUCCAAAGCGCCAACCACGAAAAGAGAGCGAAACCUCCGGAGCAAAAAAUCGAGUGGCGCCAGGCCGCCCCGGGAGGCUCAGCCUCCCCUUAUAACUGACUGCCGCCGCGCGCCAGCCAUCGGGCAAACGAAGUGAAGGGCUCAGCUGCUGAGCCACACGGGCGGCCCACGCCAACCGCCGUAGGGACGCACGCACGCGCACACGGUGACACGGCCUGAGCUCGCCAGUCAGCUGCCGCCGCCGCUGUUGCUGAGCGGCGAGGAGAGGAGGGGAGGGGGCAUGGCGGGGGGAGGAGGGGAGCGGAACGGCGUGGUGGGGCGGGUGAAGGGGGGGAGCCGGCCACCGUGGAUCGGGCUGGCUGCGGCGGUGUGGGUGCAGGUGGCGGCGGGGAGCGCCUACGUGUUCCCGCUCUACUCGCACGCCGUCAAGGAGGCGCUCGGGUACAACCAGCAGGCGCUCACCUUGCUCGGCGUGGGGAACGACGUCGGCGAGAACGUCGGCCUCCUGCCGGGGGUGCUCGCCAACUGCCUCCCGCCCUGGCUCAUCCUCGUCAUCGGCUCCGCCUGCGCCUUCUUCGGAUUCGGCACGCUCUGGCUCGCAGUCACCAAGACGCUCGUCAUGCCCUACUGGGUGUUGUGGAUAGCUUUGUGUAUUGGCACAAACAGCAGUGCAUGGUUGGGCACUGCUGCUCUUGUGACGAACAUGAGGAACUUCCCUCUCAGCCGAGGCACUGUUGCGGGUCUCAUCAAGGGUUAUGUUGCUGUUAGUGCUGCUGUCUACACGGAAGCAUUUAAUGGAAUGCUUGGGAAUUCACCCACAAAUCUUUUGCUAUUGCUUGCUUUGGGGAUCCCGACUGCAUGCAUUCUGGUGAUGUAUUUUGUUAGGCCUUGCACUCCAUCACUGGAUGAAGACAACACAACAGAACACGGCCAUUUCAUCUACACACAAAUCUCAAGUGUGGUUCUCGGUGUGUACCUUAUGGUAGCUACAAUACUUGGUGAUACUUUAAAACUAAGUGAGGCUGUCACCUACCUUUUGUUUGGUAUAAUGAUACUUUUACUCCUUGCUCCACUUGCUAUACCAAUAAAGAUGACAAUUUAUCCAAGCAAACAGACAAAGGAAAAGCCCAGCACUCUUGCUCCAUCAUAUUCGACUGAUAGUUUGUCUGGUCCGGAUCCAGAGAAUUCAGAACCUCUUCUGGGCAGUGCCUCAACAACACUUGUUACAGGCACCAAUGAAUCCGAUGAGAGUACUGAUUUGGAGCUAUUGUUGGCAGAGGGUGAGGGAGCAGUGAAUUUGAAAAAGAAAAGAGGGCCGAGAAGGGGGGAUGAUUUCACAUUCCGCGAAGCAUUAGUGAAAGCAGACUUCUGGCUACUGUUUGUUGUCUACUUUUGUGGAGUUGGCACAGGAGUCACUGUUCUAAACAACCUUGCUCAGAUUGGAAUGGCUGCUGGUGCUAAUGACACAACUAUUCUGUUAUGUCUCUUUGGUUUCUGCAAUUUUGCUGGCCGUAUCCUGGGUGGAUCUGUCUCUGAAUAUUUCGUACGGUCAAGAAUGCUCCCUCGUCCUUUUUGGAUGAUGUGCACACAAAUAAUUAUGGUGAUAACUUUCCUGCUCUUCGCGACUGGUCUUCAUAGCUUGAUUUAUGUUUCAACUACACUCCUGGGGAUAUGCUACGGGGUCCAAUUCGCCGUCAUGAUACCAACAGUCUCAGAGCUUUUCGGGCUGAAGGAUUUUGGGUUGAUGUACAACUUCAUGCUGUUGGUGAAUCCGGUUGGUGCACUCUUUUUCUCAGCUCUUCUUGCUGGCUAUAUCUACGAUAAGGAGGCAGCGAGGCAGCACCCAGGUGUGCUGGAACCCUCGAACUGCUAUGGACCAGACUGUUUCAGGCUCACCUUCUACGUUUGUGCCAUCGUGUGUUGCUGCGGAACCCUAGUGAGCGUGCUCUUCAUAGCGAGGAUAAAGCCGGUCUAUCAGAUGCUCUACGCAAGCGGAUCGUUCAGACAUCCUCGGAGCCAACAACAGCUCCACUGAUGCGUAUACAAUCACACCAUGAAGGAACUUUGAGAUUUGAGAAUGCAAGCGUAAUAUUUUUGAGUAAAUUAUCAGCUGCACAGCUGGGUGCAUGUUGCUGUCGCCUUCUUGUUUGAUCAUGUUGCAGUGUUGUAUUGCCCAAGGAGAGAGUUAUUUUGAUUUCAUUUGCCCUGUUCUGUAGUGGCUGCCAGCCUAGUAGAUAGCACACAGCCAGUCAUCUGUGCUACACAAUCGGACGGGAACUUGGUAAAUACAUAUAUGGCAGCUCUACAUCAGGAAGUUUAAGGAUGUUUUUUUUCACGAACUAGUCCUACACCUCCAGUUUCAGAGGAUUGAGUGCGUCUCGAGGGGUGAGCAAUGUUCACCACAGAGAGUAACACGUUACAAAGUGGUAACACCCUCACAUACAAUCGCCAGGGUUCGAACCCACUACAGCAGACAAGGCUCUACCAAGCUUUACCACUGGGCCAAGGAAGUUUGAGGAUGUUGUACAAUGAAUGUAUCUUAUGCAUUCCACUGUCCUAAAUACCAUGGAUAUAUGUGUUUUUUUC
This is a messenger RNA of Phragmites australis (common reed), 2620 nucleotides long. Its product is annotated as protein NUCLEAR FUSION DEFECTIVE 4-like. The transcript is spliced from 3 exons. The record is from RefSeq and is a predicted model, not a curated record. Gene Ontology annotation, cellular component: membrane. Gene Ontology annotation, molecular function: transmembrane transporter activity. Gene Ontology annotation, biological process: transmembrane transport. Bases 315 to 2069 code for a protein of 584 amino acids. Lineage: Eukaryota; Viridiplantae; Streptophyta; Magnoliopsida; Poales; Poaceae.